AAGAAAAGCCAGGGUGCAGAAGUUCAGGAGAACCUGCCUGAUGCUUCUCUCCUUGGCGUGAGAGCGCAGCCAGCCCUUCCCAUCCCGACCGCCGAGGACAGGCAGCUCACCACAAUGCCCUACACCAGGCUGCUGCUCCUCCUCAGCCUCCUCUGUGCCAGCGAGACCAGCCGGGCUCUCCGCCUCUACAACACAGCCUCCAUCUUCAGCUGCCUGAACGCAGCCCUUGCUGAAGCCCAGAAGAGCCAGGCCGAGGAGAACACCGUCCUGGACAAGCGCAGCUUCGCGUCUCCCUCGCCAGACGAGGUGGCCGAGGAGGAGGAGGAGGAGGAGGAGGAGGCAGCAGAGGAUGAAGAGAUGGGGAAAAGGACGUUCCCGGGGGAAGGCCAUUACAAAUAUGUCUCCCAAGCCCAGGUGAAGGGGAAGAGCUUCCAAAACCGGGCCAAGAGCGACCGCCGCACCAAGGUCACCCUCUCCCUCGACGUGCCCACCAACAUCAUGAACAUCCUCUUCAACAUCGCCAAAGCCAAGCACUUGCGGGCGAAGGCUGCGGCCAACGCGCACCUCAUGGCCCAGAUCGGGCGGCGGAAGUGACCUCCCGUCGCGGCAGGGGACGAGGGGGGUAAGGGGACCUCGGAGCGCUGCUGGCUACACCUGGGGCCGCCAGCCAGCCCCCAGCCCGCUGGCCAGAGGGGACUGAUGGCCGCGUAGGGUAUCAGUGUUGUGAAGUUCUGACCCAUAGAGCUGCCUAACUUUCAUGUCUCUUCUUCCUCCUUCUCUCCUUCCUGAUCUCCUCCAUCACUGCUCCUGGACAUUUCCAUGCGUGGGGAAGAGGCUUGUGUCCAAGGCAGGGGGAGGUGUGGGGGGAGUGUGUCACCUCUGGAAGAUCCCUGAUUAAAGCUACAGUC
Molecule: messenger RNA, 908 nt
Organism: Pogoniulus pusillus (Red-fronted tinkerbird)
Lineage: Eukaryota; Metazoa; Chordata; Aves; Piciformes; Lybiidae
Gene: UCN3
Product: urocortin 3
Exons: 2
Coding region: 115-594 (159 amino acids)
Biological process (GO): hormone-mediated signaling pathway; digestion; adenylate cyclase-activating G protein-coupled receptor signaling pathway
Cellular component (GO): extracellular region
Molecular function (GO): hormone activity; corticotropin-releasing hormone receptor 2 binding
Source: RefSeq, a predicted model, not a curated record